This is a messenger RNA of Osmerus eperlanus (European smelt), 1789 nucleotides long. RefSeq names its product BCL3 transcription coactivator (gene bcl3). The record is from RefSeq and is a predicted model, not a curated record. NCBI's taxonomy places the organism in Eukaryota, Metazoa, Chordata, Actinopteri, Osmeriformes, Osmeridae. Gene Ontology annotation, biological process: cellular response to tumor necrosis factor. Gene Ontology annotation, molecular function: NF-kappaB binding. Gene Ontology annotation, cellular component: cytosol.
AUGUGUUUGGUUUUUUGGGGGGAUUACAGGGCUCUUCAUAUUGCUGUGGUGAAAGGUGAGGAGGGGUUGGUCUACAGACUCAUUCAUCUCCUCACACUGGCUCACAAAGAUCUGGACACCUACAACAACCUCAGACAGACCCCACUGCACCUGGCAGUGAUCACCCACCAGGCCAAGCUUGUCGAGGCGUUGCUGCGUGCGGGCGCUGACCACGCUGCUCUGGACCGCUGCGGUCAGACAUCGCUCCAUCUCUGCUGUGAGCACAGUCAGCAGGCCUGCCUCUCAGUUCUCCUCAGCCAGGCCCUCCAAUCCCGCUCCCCCUCACUCUGUCUGGAAAUCAGAAACUUUGAGGGGCUGACUCCUCUACACCUGGCAGUGCAGGGGGGUCACGUAGAGCUGGCCAGGCUUCUUCUGGCGGCCGGGGCCAGCAUCAAUGCUAUGGACAACAAGAGUGGUCAGAGUCCUCUCAUGCAUGCUGUGGAAAACCAUAAUGCUGACAUGGUCCACUUCCUUAUUGAGAAUGCCUGUGAUGUGAACAGCCAGUCGUACAGUGGGAACACAGCCCUGCACGUUGCCUGUGGCCGCGGCCAGGUGGACACGGUUCGCCUCCUGAUGAAGAACGGGGCAGACAGCAGUCUCAAAAACUACCACAACGACACUCCCGUCAUGGUGGCCAAGAAUAAACGGGUAACAGAUGUGUUGCGAGGCAAGGGCUCAAAGCUGCCCAAAACUCAAGAGCAGCAGAGUGCAUCUGCCUCGCCUCCAAGGAGCUUGCCCCACAGAUUAACCGGUUCCCUGUCACCCAACAACGGCACCCGAGGAGCACGGUCAACCACGCCCCUCCCCUCCCACCGCGGUGCUGCACAGCACCCCAGGGUUCCUUCCAUAUCUUUCGCACACAGCCAAUCAAUCGACAGCUCAUCAGGCCCCCUAUCGCCCAUGGAGAUCCCGGAGAUAGAGCCUCAGCCAGUCAGGAUGGGUUUCAACAACAUGGCCGUAGCUGACCUGCCCCAGGGAAGGGCCUAUCCUGUCCCUCUCUACCUUUCUUCUUUGAACCAUUCACUCUUGGGUGACUGUACUGUGCGGGCUCUUAUGCCAGAUCACCCAGUCUACUACCAACCUGUUGCCCAGGGUAACUACUACCCUGAGAGCUCCUUCAUCCUACUCCCUACCCAAGCAGGCUUCUGCCCUACCUCCCAAACCUCUACUGGCGAAUCACGGCCCCUCAGCUGUUGUAGUGACCAAUCAUUAGCCUCCACCCUGAGUGUUAGCAGCAGGGGCAAAGGUGACAGUUGAUAGGGAAGAUUGUGCUUUCACUGUCCUGCUGCAGUUAACGUAGUUGUUUCAAUGUUGAAUGAUUGAAAGGGUGACCUGAUAGGGUGUGCACUGUAGUGGGUGAACAGAAUGUUCAGAGCAUUUUCUAGAAGGAAGAUGUUGCCAUGAACCCCCACAAUACAACGAAAGUUGUGCUGUUAUCAAUCGGAUCAAUGCGAUUGAUUAAGGACAAACAUGUCGGUGUCAGAGGUUUACAAAUAGCUGCAUUAAUGCUGGUUGUGAGACUAUUUUAAAAAUCUUUCUGCAUGACUCAUUGCACAGUUCACUCUAUGUGUGUGUGGGUGUGCAUUUGUGUGUGUGUAUGUGUGUGGACUGCAUGUCUGUAGCUAAAUCUGUAUUGUUCACGGAUUCCCUGACAAGUGAAUUUAUGACAGUUUUUAUAACUUUUUUGUCUGAAACCAUGUAAUUUUUACGAGUUUUUCAUUUAAUGAUGUGAAAUAAAUAUUUUUCUACA